AUGGCCUCUGGGCUGGGCCUGGCCUCCUUUGGGGGCUCUGCUGCGGACCCUGCGGCCUGCCCCAGUCCUUCCCUGCUGCAUUCCUCCUCCCCGGUCCCUUCUCCGUUCCCUCUCUCCUGGGCUACCCCUCCGCUCCCUCCUCUGCUCCAUUCCUCCUCCCGGUCCCUUCUCCGUUCCCUCUCUCCUGGGCUACCCCUCCGCUCCCUCCUCUGCUCCAUUCCUCCUCCCCGGUCCCUUCUCCGUUCCCUCUCUCCUGGGCUACCCCUCCGCUCUCCCUCCUCUGCUCCAUUCCUCCUCCCGGUCCCUUCUCUGUUCCCUCUCUCCUGGGCUACCCCUCCGCUCCCUCCUCUGCUCCAUUCCUCCUCCCCGGUCCCUUCUCCGUUCCCUCUCUCCUGGGCUACCCCUCCGCUCCCCCCUUCGCCCAUUCCUCCUCCCGGUCCCUUCUCCGUUCCCUCUCUCCUGGGCUACCCCUCCGCUCCCUCCUCUGCUCCAUUCCUCCUCCUGGUCCCUUCUCCGUUCCCUCUCUCCUGGGCUACCCCUCCGCUCCCUCCUCCACUCCAUUCCUCCUCCCGGUCCCUUCUCCGUUCCCUCUCUCCUGGGCUACCCCUCCUCUCCCUCCUCUGCUCCAUUCCUCCUCCCGGUCCCUUCUCCGUUCCCUCUCUCCUGGGCUACCCCUCCGCUCCUUCACCCAUUCCUCCUCCCGGUCUCUUCUCUGUUCCCUCUCUCCUGGGCUACCCCUCCGCUCCCUCCUCCUCGCCCAUUCCUCCUCCCGGUCUCUUCUCUGUUCCCUCUCUCCUGGGCUACCCCUCCGCUCCCUCCUCCACUCCAUUCCUCCUCCCGGUCUCUUCUCUGUUCCCUCUCUCCUGGGCUACCCCUCCGCUCCCUCCUUCGCUCCAUUCCUCCUCCCGGUCUCUUCUCUGUUCCCUCUCUCCUGGGCUACCCCUCCGCUCCCUCCUUCGCUCCAUUCCUCCUCCCGGUCUCUUCUCUGUUCCCUCUCUCCUGGGCUACCCCUCCACUCCCCCCUUCACCCAUUCCUCCUCCCGGUCCCGUCUCCGUUCCCUCUCUCCUGCCCCACCUCACAGCACCGCCGACUUUCCAGCGAACCUGGCCGGGAAGACGCCCCCAGAGCGAAUGGAGCGGCACCCGGAUUCCUUGGCGAGAUGCGACGUUGGGACAGGACGAGUUCUCCAGGGCGCCACGCUUGCUGUGACGGACAAUGUCGUGGCUGCCGGGUGGAAAACGUCCGACACCCGCACCGCGGACGGUACCUUAUUCCCGCCGAGCCCUUUCCGCGGGGCCGUCGUGGACGGUCCGGGUGAGGGACAAGCGCUCGGCAAACCAGGAACUGCUAACGCCAGCCGAGAUUUGUCUGCUACGAGGCGCCAGGGAAAACCCUGGCCCGAGGACGAAACCCGCCGCGCCUUUGACGCGGAUGCAGAGCGAUCAGUGGAAACUGCUCCCCGAGAGAAGAGACUCCGCGGUGCGGCCCCUGCCCGGUCCGGAGUCGGUGACGCCGCGAAGGUCCCCAGCGGCCCAGCGAAGACUCGUGCCGAGGCGGCGUCCCCUCGGAUCUGGCAGGACGGCGGCUCCACCGUGGGACUUGUCGCCUGGAGAAUUCGGCUGGCGCGUGGCGUGACGCAGCCGUUUUCAACCCGGGCUCUGCGGGUUACGCCGAUGGGGGCCGCAAAUGGAGGUCUGCCGAGCACCGGGGUAAGGCCGCUUGGAGUCGGGCCCCGGCGUCUCUCUCGGGACGGCGGAGACGGUCGUGCGGCGGACGGGGGGAGCGGUUGCCCCCGCUGGCGAGAGGGCAAGUGA
Caretta caretta (loggerhead turtle) is the source of this 1815-nucleotide messenger RNA. Lineage: Eukaryota; Metazoa; Chordata; Testudines; Cheloniidae. The record is from RefSeq and is a predicted model, not a curated record.